AAAAAAAAAACAAGAGUCACGGGGAUAACUGCGAGAAAAAGAAAAAGCAAACAGCCCCACCUCGGCAUCUGGAAAAGCACCGAAGAAGGAGACGAUCCUCCCCUUCUACCCCACACCCCGACGCCAACCCGCCCUAUCUACCCUACCCACCACUUCGUGCCAUCCCUCUGCUUUCAAUCUGCCCUCCCACCCCGCCAGGAGAACCACGACCACCCAUAGGAAACCCCCACUUGACCAGCGUUGCCAUUGAGCGAUGCGCUUUGAAUUUAGGAAGAAAUCACCUUUUUUUUUUGUUGCGUUUUUUUGAUGUACAAACACAACCAGUGCUUCUUCGCUUUUUUCCUCAGCGGGAACAGUUAAGGCUACGGAUUUGGGUGUUUACACUUUUUUGACGGGUUUCCAGUGGCGUGAUAACAUGCUGAAUAUAUCAUCCCACGGCAACAGACCAGGCUGUCAUUCCAUAGAUUAGUCUUUAUUUCAAAUAACCGGCUGUCACACACGCGUUUGCGUUUCUGAGCUCGUAUGUUUGGUUUUUCCAUGCUUAGAAAUAAUCCUGACAAUGGUCUGGGAACGGACCGCCUCUCCAGACACAUAGUAAUCUCUUUUUCAAGACGCAUCAGCUCUGCAUUUGGUUUUUAUCGGAGAAAAAGCGACGAAUUGACGAGGGAGUCAUUUGACACCGUCGCCGCUUGAGCCCAUAGGACUUUGCGUGCGAAGUUUGCACCGGGAAGAGGGGGGCCAAGUCGGAGAUAUCUCGGCCAUAUCCGCGGCAUUUUUCCCUGUAAGGGGAGGUCUGCCUCUACAAAGCCAGCAAACCAGGGGUGGGAGGUCAGCUAGCUGCAGCCAUGCUGUCGCUAGACGAGCCCCUGGACCUGAAGCUCCCUCGGCGGGCCAAUGGGAGGGACAGAGGGGCGCGCUCACCCCCCCUCUCCUCACUGCACCCCAAGCGAGCCCGCCAGCUCCGCAUGGCAGAUGAUGGCACCGCAGUGAUAGAGCCGGCCUCGCCAGCAUCUCCGCACACAGGUGUGCAGGUAGUCCCUCAUGAUCGAACCGACACCCCCACCCCCCCUGCAGUGGACCUGAGCAUGUCUCCCUCCUCCCGCCACACCCCCAGCUCUCCAGAAAUGACCAAUGGCAACUAUGUCCCCUCAGGGAAUUCUCACAUCUCACAAGCCUUUCAGUUUUUUGUGCCAAUCGGAGCUGGGGCGGGACUUCACCUGCCAUCCUCCAUGUUCAUUGGCCAGACGAGCGACAAGAGAGCCUCUCCUGACCUCUCAGCGGAUGAACAACUGGCCUGCCGCUGGAAGAAGUGCCAUCUGCUCUUUGACUCCCUGCAAGACCUGGUGGAUCAUGUCAAUGACUUCCAUGUCAAACCUGAAAAGGAUUCUGGAUACUGCUGCCACUGGGAGGGCUGCGCUCGCAAAGGGAGGGGUUUCAAUGCUCGGUACAAGAUGCUCAUCCACAUCCGCACUCACACUAACGAGAAGCCCCACCGCUGUCCCACCUGCAAUAAGAGCUUCUCACGCUUGGAGAACCUCAAGAUACACAACCGGUCACACACAGGUGAAAAGCCCUACAUUUGUCCUUACGAGGGUUGCAACAAGCGUUACUCCAACUCCAGCGACCGCUUCAAGCACACACGCACACACUAUGUGGACAAGCCCUACUACUGUAAAAUGGUGGGCUGUCUGAAGCGCUACACAGACCCCAGCUCUCUCCGCAAGCACAUCAAGGCCCACGGCCACUUUGUGGCUCAGGAGCAUGGCUCCCCAGGCGGGGUGGGCUCCCUGCUAAAGGGGAGUCAAAGCGAAGUGCUUGCUAGCGCAGUGGGAAAGGAUUCAGAGCUGUCUUAUGUGAGUGCAGCCCACAUUAUCAUCCCAGGGGCGGCGGCCGCCCUCCUGGGAGGCCAUGCUCUGCAGGGUCUUGGUGGUGCCCUGCCCCUGUCCCCGCUCAGUCCUCGGCCCCUGGACCUCAGCACACUAGGUUGCCCCAGCUCACCUCCAGGCAGCAUGGGAUCCAUCCUGUCCUUCAAUGGCUCCCCGCUGGGCCUGGCCAAGUCCUCUCUGCUCUCUGGAGCAUUCCCCUCCUCGGCCCUGGGCCUGCCAAUGGUGCCCAUGUUGGGGGCCUCGUCUGAGCGCAGGGCGCAGAGCCAGCAGGCCAAGAAGAGCCUGGGGGAGGAGGAGGCCAAGAACGAGGUGACUGGGGGGGUCCUGAACCUCUCCACAGGAGGGUCUCAUGAUCCCCUGUCCUGGGUGGUCAUCCCCCCAGGCACUGUGGUGCUCAAGCCAGCUGUGGUCAACUGACACACACACA
Messenger RNA from Morone saxatilis (striped sea-bass), 2313 nucleotides. RefSeq names its product GLIS family zinc finger 2b (gene glis2b). Lineage: Eukaryota; Metazoa; Chordata; Actinopteri; Moronidae. The transcript has 8 exons. Gene Ontology annotation, cellular component: nucleus. The coding region runs from base 846 to 2303 and encodes 485 amino acids. Gene Ontology annotation, biological process: regulation of transcription by RNA polymerase II; smoothened signaling pathway. The record is from RefSeq and is a predicted model, not a curated record. Gene Ontology annotation, molecular function: RNA polymerase II cis-regulatory region sequence-specific DNA binding; DNA-binding transcription factor activity, RNA polymerase II-specific.